This is a messenger RNA of Sporothrix brasiliensis 5110, 969 nucleotides long. RefSeq lists its product as uncharacterized. The transcript is spliced from 7 exons. NCBI's taxonomy places the organism in Eukaryota, Fungi, Ascomycota, Sordariomycetes, Ophiostomatales, Ophiostomataceae. Bases 1 to 969 code for a protein of 322 amino acids. The record is from RefSeq and is a predicted model, not a curated record.
AUGAGACUGACCGCAAUCGUCGCAGCAGCGGCUUCCACCGCGAGCGGCGUCUUUGUAAACGGCAUUGAUCAAGGCACCUUUCGCGCCGUCAGGACACCGGCGUACAACGGGCCAAGCCCGCACGGCUAUGCAAACUCCCCUGUGAAGAAUCUGACAUCCAUCGACCUCCGCUGCAACGUGCUGGGAGACAAGCAAGCCGAUUACACAAUCCAAGUCCGGCCCGGGGACAACUUGACGUUUGACUGGCACCAUGACAAGCGCACUGACACAGACGAUGUCAUUGCCAGUUCUCAUCACGGCCCGGCGCUCGUCUACUUGUCGCCAGAUCCGCCAACGGACGACUCGUUUGUUAAGAUCUGGGAGGAGGGCCUGUACGAGAUGAGCGACGUACCGUUCGGAGCGGGCAAAUGGGCAACGACCGCCGAUAUUGCAGCCAACCAUGGCCAUAUGAACGUGCGCGUGCCGGACGGCCUCAAACCUGGACACUACCUAAUCCGCGCCGAGAUGAUUGGGCUCCACGAGGGCGACGCGUCGUACUUGGACAACGCCUUCCGUGGCGCGCAGUUUUACCCCAACUGCGUCCAGAUCGAGGUGAUCGGUGACGGCACAGUCGAACUGCCCAAGGGCGUCUCCUUUCCGGGCGCCUACGACUAUUCAGACCCCGGCGUCGUCUUUGAUAUAUACUGCUCGACACAGACGAGCCCCCUGCCGACAACGCCGUGUGCAACCACCUAUGAGAUUCCGGGGCCGACUGUCUGGUCGGGCGCUUGGCCAACAACAUCCGCCGUUGUCGUUGGUCCCGUAUCUGGGCCGACAACUGCCACCCUUUGGUCCAGCUGGAUCCAGAAGUCGGUCGUUACCUAUGCCUCGUAUGAAGGGAGCGAUGUCAAUGUGCUAAGCACGGAAGUGUACACGGCCGAGUGGUCGACGACGUACAAGACCCCUGCAGCGGCAACUCCGACUGCGUAA